CCGGAGACUUCUCUGCUUCCCCCUUCCUACCCUCUCCACGGCGGUCUCUCGGGCUGUCCGGGGAGGGGGCGGCCGAGAGAGAAAGCGACUGACUUCCAUAAAGUUUCCCGAAGCAUCUGCUACCCGAAAGGCCCCAGCCGAGCCUCAAUGAAGAGCUUCUCCCAGUGAAAAGGAAAUAGGUCGCACCCAUUAAAAAUGCCUUUGAGGGACAAAUACUGUCAGACUGACCACCACCAUCACGGAUGCUGCGAACCAGUUUAUACCCUGGAGCCUGGAGAUCCUCCUCUGUUACAGCAACCACUACAGACAUCCAAAUCUGGUAUUCAGCAAAUAAUUGAGUGCUUUCGAUCAGGAACCAAACAACUUAAACAUAUUUUAUUAAAAGAUGUGGACACUAUUUUUGAAUGUAAAUUAUGCCGUAGUCUAUUUAGAGGAUUACCAAAUUUAAUUACCCAUAAGAAAUUUUACUGCCCACCAAGUCUCCAAAUGGACGACAACCUUCCUGAUGUAAAUGAUAAGCAAAGCCAAGCCAUAAGUGAUCUCCUAGAAGCCAUAUACCCAAGAGUAGACAAGAGAGAGUAUAUUAUUAAGCUAGAGCCCAUAGAAACCAAUCAGAACGCAGUGUUUCAGUAUAUUUCAAGGACUGAUAACCCUGCUGAGGUCACAGAGUCAAGCAGUACGCCUGAACAAACUGAAGUGCAAAUACAGGAGACAAGCGCAGAACAGCCAAAAGCAGCCCCGGACACAGACACAGAUGUGGAAGUCGUGGGGCCGCCUCCUGUAGAGACUGUGGUAGAUGAAGCCGCACCCCCCACCGAGGAGCAACCUCGGGAACCACCCGUUGAUUUGGAGACGUCUGAUAGCUCUGACCUUGGUCACCAGUUGAUAUGUUGUCUCUGUAGAAAAGAAUUCAAUUCUAGACGAGGUGUCCGUCGUCACAUUCGAAAAGUACACAAGAAAAAGAUGGAAGAACUAAAAAAGUACAUUGAAACACAAAAGACUCCAAACCAGACUUCGAAAGGACGCAGUAAGAGUGUUGUAGUUUCAUUAAGUAGGAGUUGUCCAGUUUGCUGUAAAUCAUUUGCUACAAAAGCGAAUGUAAGGAGGCAUUUUGAUGAAGUUCAUAGAGGACUGAGGAGGGAUUCAAUUACUCCUGAUAAAGCAACAAAGCCCGGGCAGCCUUUGUUCCUGGAUCCCGCUUCUCCUAAAAAAUCCUUUAAGACUCGAAAACAAAAGUCUUCAAAGGCUGAAUACAAUUUAACUGCAUGCAAAUGCCUCCUUUGCAAGAGGAAAUAUAGUUCACAAAUAAUGCUUAAGAGACAUAUGCAAAUUGUCCACAAGAUAACUCUUUCUGGAGCAAACUCUAAACGAGAGAAAGGCCCAAAUAAUACUGCCAGCAGUUCAGAAAUAAAAGUUAAAGUUGAACCCGCAGAUUCUGUAGAAUCUUCACCCCCUUCUACUACCCAUUCUCCACAGAAUGAAUUGAAGGGAACAAAUCAUUCAAAUGAGAAAAAGAGCACACCGGCAACACAGAAAAAUAAAGUUAAACAAGACUCUGAAAGCCCUAAAUCAGCUAGUCCUUCGGCUGCAGGUGGCCAACAAAAAGCCAGGAAACCAAAACUUUCAGCUGGCUUUGACUUUAAGCAACUUUACUGUAAACUCUGUAAACGCCAGUUUACUUCCAAGCAGAACUUGACUAAACACAUUGAGUUGCACACAGAUGGGAAUAACAUUUAUGUUAAAUUCUACAAAUGUCCUCUCUGCACUUAUGAAACUCGUCGGAAACGUGAUGUGAUAAGGCACAUAACUGUGGUUCAUAAAAAGUCAUCUCGCUACCUUGGGAAAAUCACAGCCAGUUUAGAGAUCAGAGCUAUAAAAAAGCCCAUUGAUUUUGUUCUAAACAAAGUGACAAAAAGAGGCCCUUCAAGGGAUGAAGCAAAACAUAACGACUCAAACCCUGAUGGCACUUCCAAUUCUCCUAAUAAAAAGUAUGAAGUAGCUGACGUCGGCAUUGAAGUGAAAGUCACAAAAAACUUCUCUCUUCACAGAUGCAAUAAGUGUGGAAAGGCAUUUGCUAAAAAGACUUACCUAGAACAUCAUAAGAAAACUCACAAGGCAAAUGCUACCAAUUCACCUGAAGGAAACAAAACCAAAGGCCGAAGUACAAGAUCUAAGGCUCUUGUCUGCCUGGCGAAGCCGUCGCCCCGCAGCGCCGCCAUCUUGCGUCCGCCCUCGGGCGCCGUCACCACGCGCCAGGCCGCCUCCAGCUGCCGCGCCAAGCUCCGCGGCGCCGCCAGGGAGCGCCAGCACCCGGCGCGCGCCCUGGGCAAGUCCGCCGCCCCGUGACGCCGCCGCGCGCUCCCGCGGCCGCGCGCCCCGCCGUCCCCCGGCCGUCCCGGGUCGUCUCUGCAGACGCCGCGUCCUGGGCCGCCUGGGCGUCGUCGUCGCCGGCCCGAGCUCCUCCGCCGGCCCCUGCUGCCGCCGCCUGCCCUGCCCCUCGGGACGCCCGGCCACCCCACUCUCUGCUACGUGCCACGCGUUUCUUCAGGUCGCCUGCAAAACUCCGGCUUCUUUGAAAAGCUCUCCGCACACAAUUCCUUUUUCCGUAUCUCUUGUAACGACUCCCUGUUCCCAUGCAGAUGCUUUUCAUUAUCAGUUCUUCGACGCCAACUCCGUUUUCUUCACCUUAAAGCCUCAGCAAGCUCCACUUCCCACUCCCAUCUGCCCGAAGAUUCCUGUUGUCUAAAUUCUUGAGUUGUAUCAUGCACAACCGUAACUGAGCUCGAACUUUAGGCUUUCUCCUCCCUGUGACUAAUUACCCUUUCUUUCUUUGGAAUCAAUGCUUGUUUCCAAGGACCUAGCUCGUCAUCUUUAGAAGCUGCAUCCUCUCUAGAGUAUUGUCCCAUGGUGAUCACAGGAACGCGCCUCUCAAAGCUGCUCCGGGAAGGCUUGUUGGCUGAGUCCCCCAGCCCCCCUUGUUCUUCCAGGGACUCCGUCCCUGGGCUUACUUUACUUCGAGGCCGUGCUUCUCCUGGGCUGUUCCCAGUGACUGGUCACAGCCAAGGUAGCCGUGAUGUUCAUGUGACAUACAUGAUCCCUCAAUGAGCUAUUUUUGGGUGGGAGCCCCUCAACACUUGGCUGAAACGUUCUUAGGACUGCUGGCUUCAGUCUGUGGCCCCUCUUGCUCUUGCCUUUCAUAGGUGAGUCAGACCAGCCUAUGGCACGAAGGUUCUUUUCUCUCCCCUUGUGUCCCCUCACCACAUCUGCUGCACAGUGACUUUUGUCUUGGUGUCUGCUGCUAGGACCUGACACUCCAGACAUUCCAUUCUUUGAUAACCAUUUUCCUAUCUUGAGUUCUUUGUUAAGUGAUCUCAUUUUUCUACUGUUGAGCCGGCUAUGUCUUGGAACUAUUUCCUUGACUAGCCCAGAUUCUGUAGUCCAUUAUAAUCAUGCCUUGAAAAGCAAUGCUCUCAGCACUCUCAAACCUCAGUUUCUCCCAAGUUAUUUUCCUAGCAAAAAGUAAUCCAACCCUGGCUGUAUGUACCUCCUGUCUUGCACUGACCUGACUGGAACAACUGACCAUUUCCAUUAAGAAAAUCACAAAACCCAACCGACCUGUUCUACUUUCAACACAUUAUUGCAAAUCUUAAAUCGGUGUUUUUCCUAUGGUUGUCUCAGACCCCCACAUCUAGACCUACUGUUUCUAUCCUUAGAGUGUCCCUUUGGUUUCUUAUUUCUCUGAGAAACAAGAGUUGUACACAGACCUCCUCAUCUUCCAGCAGGAAGUGCAUGGAAGUGAUGUUCCAUUUUGUGACUGUGAAGAAAGCUUGAAGGCCAGCCCCUUCUCUCGGCUGUGGGUCUUGUUCUCUUACCUUUUGAAUAACUUUAGGUCCUCCUCUUUUUCUCUUCUGCUACCAUCAUUCCCCUCCUCCUAACCAGUUGUUCAACUAUGGCACUGCAUUUCAGCCAGUUUUCUAGUCAGAAACCCAGCGGUCACCUCUGUUUCUCUUAUGACUAGUUCCUUACAAAGCAGACCAUCUAAUCAAUCAGUUUGAUUACUCAAAUAUGCUUUUUUUUUUUUUUUUUUUUUUUACUUUUGGAGAAAGGGUCUCUAUAUAGUUCUGGUUGCCUGGGAACUCACUGUGUAGAUCAGGUUAGCUUUGAAUUUGUAGUGAUCUCCCUGCUUCUGUCUCCUGAGGUCUGGAAUUAGAGGUGUGCGCAAACACGCCCGACUCGAAUCUGUCUUUAAUCCGCCUCCUUCCAGAUUCAAUGCUAGUCUCUCAGUCACCGCUCUUGGCCUACGUUAGUACAGUAUUGAUAACCUGGUGGGAGCUGCCUUUCUCAUCCAUUAAAUCAAGUAAGUUAUUGGCUAUAGAAUAAAAAUGAAGCUCCUUUCCAUGGCUCGAAAAGUCUUGCACCAUCCGACCCAUUUUAUUUCUCCAACAUCUCCUGUUCUCUUCUCUUACUGUUUACUAUUUUUGUGGCCAUGCUAGUUCCACCAGCAGGCCAAGCAAGAUCUUUCCCAUACCUCAGGGCUGGGCUCAGUAAAGGCUCCUGUUUCUAAGAGGCCCUUCAGGGCCGCCCUCUCCUCCAUCGCAGAGCGCCCUCUAGAGGGCUGCAAAGGUUGGAGAGAGGCCUGCAUGGAGCAUCCCACUGCAAGUAGUCAUGGCCUCCCAGUCAUUUCCUGUCCCCAUUCUGUGUCUGUGAUCUUAUUUAUUUGUUUAUCCUGUUUCAUUUCCUUCUCCCCACACCAGAAUGUAUGAAGGAAGAGACUGUGUGUGGAUGUCUGGAUUAUUCAACACUGCAUUCUCUGCCCAUAGCAAUUUGGUGCAUAUUAGAUGCACAACAAAUGUCUGUUGAAGGGAUAAAUGGAUAUAUAUGCUAAUUUUUCUGUUGUGGAUUCGCUUUCUAUUGACUUAGUAAGAGGUAUUUAUAUAUUAAAACCACUCAUCAUUUGUUUAUUCUGUUCGUUGCAGACAUUCUGCCCCUUUUCCAGUAUGUGCCAUUUAAAUUCUUGAUGUCGGAUAUAUAGAAGAAGCACUGUGUUUUUCAUAACAAUAAAUUUCUCUUAUGCACUCCGCAUUUGGUGAUAUGUUUAAAAAUAUCUUCUCCGUGUCAGUGUUACAUGUAUAUUUGUUUCCUUUUAUUUUCAUUGUUUAGAUUUAAAUAUUUUUCUCUAAAUGGAAUUUAUUUUUGCUAUAGGUAUGAUUAAGGGCCUAAAUAUUUAUUUAGUUAUCACAUCAUCACUUACUGAAAAUUCUUUUUUACUGUUUUGAAUAGUUCACGUUUAUAAUAUAGUAAGUUCUUAUCCCUAGAGUGGUUUCUGGAGUUGUCACUUGUUUGUGUCCCUGAAGUCUGUUUACUGCUGCCAUGGUUUCAAUUGCUUUACUCUGUGUUUACCAUGAAGUAAUUAAUACUCCUACUUUUAAAAGAUAUUUUUGGGUUUUGGCCAUGUUUUUUUUUUCAUUUAUUCUCCUCAAUUAAGCUUUAGUCAUAUUUUGGUAAAGUCCAGAAGAAAGUCUACUGUCAUUUUGUUUAGGAUUGCUUUAAGAUUGUGGGUUAUUUGAGAAAGAUUGUAAAGUUUACACUCUGAAGUCUCCUGUUGAGGAACUUGUCAUGUGUGCAGGUUGCUGAAGAAUCUCAUAUGUCUUUCAGCACUUUUGUUAAUGUGCUGUAAACUUAUUUGUUAUAUUUCAGCUGUUUUACAUUUUGUUGCUAUUUGACUGUGAUCAUUUCCCCCCUAUUUUUAAGAGCUUCUAUGGAAGCUAUUCCUUGUAGGGUCAAUUGAUUUGUAUUUGAUAACUUUUCAGACCUCUCACUAAUCCGUACUGAUUCUCUUCUACAUAGCUGAUCAUUUUAAGCAUAAUUAAUGACAAUUUUGUGUUUCUUUUGCUAUGCUUAUACCUCAUCGAAUAAGUGAUGGUAAUAGAUUUGCUCUUAUCCUGACUUUUUAAGGAAUGCCAUCAGUAUUUUACCAGAUUUUAAUGUUAACUACUGGACUAAAAUGCAGGCCUUUAGCCAAAGGAAAUGAUCUUCUGGUUCAAAUAUACCAAACUUUUUCUGGACGUUCUUGUUGAACUAUAUUAAACAUUCUCAGCAACUAGAGGUUAUCGUAUGGUUUUAUUUUGUGGCCUAUUACCACAGUACACCAUUAUUAAAGAAUUUCUUGAUGCUGAGCUAUUUCUGCAUAAGAUAAAAUCUUUAAUCACGGUGAACUUUCCCGCAUUUGGAGUAUAACAAUGCUAAAUUCAACUCCCUACAUUCUAAUUGGGGUUAUUACAUUUAUAUUCAUGAAAAAGAUUAGAUUGCAAUCUUAUAUUUUUAUAGUCUUCUUUCUUAGCUUCAGAAGGGGAAUUUCUGGACUGCUUUAGGUAUAAAUUAGUAGUAGUGUAGGAGCUGUCUAUUCCUUGAUGUCUUGGAGGAACCCCCUCAUAGCACUGUUUAUAAGAUAAAAGAGAAUUCUCUGAAAAUUUUUGAAAACUUCUAUGGUUUUGUCCUAUACAGGCAGCCAUACUUCUUGAAUAGCAACUUUAAAAUUAUAUUUUUAAAAGAAAAUCAUGCAUUUUCAUAGAAUUAAAAAUAUGUUAGAUUUCUGCAUAUAUUUAUCUUAUAAUUAAAAGUAUUUUUCUCUGUAUCUGUGGCUGUAGUGUUUUUCUUAUUUCCUAACAUUUUAGUCUUCACCUGUAUUUUUUCUUUUAUUAGACUUGCCAGUCUUUUUAAGGAACCAACAUUUAAAUAUUUUAUAAUUCUAGUUUUUGUGUUUAUAUCAAUAUAAUUAUUUAUCUCUAAUUUCUUUCUUAUUUUCAUAAGAAAGUUUAGUUGUUUUGUGAAUGUUUCUUUGUAACUGAUGACUUAGCUGAUUUUUAAUUUCUUAUUUAAUAAUAGGACAUAAGACUAUAAACUUACCUCUGGGCACAGCUUUAUUAUAUAGCUUCUUACUGUUAUAGUAACUGUCUCUAUUUCAUUUUUAACUGGUGUAAUUUACAAUAGUGUUCUGAGUUUUUUCCCUGUUAAUUCUGCUUUCCUUAAUAAAACUAAGUUUAUUAGUA
Mesocricetus auratus (golden hamster) is the source of this 7049-nucleotide messenger RNA. RefSeq names its product zinc finger protein 800 (gene Znf800). Lineage: Eukaryota; Metazoa; Chordata; Mammalia; Rodentia; Cricetidae. Bases 196 to 2346 code for a protein of 716 amino acids. The transcript has 6 exons. The record is from RefSeq and is a predicted model, not a curated record.